AUUACAGGGAAACUAGUGGCAGCAUUGCCCACUGGCAUGUUCCCCACUGGAGAGGCAGUUUAUUCCCUGCGCCUCCCUCCUCACCCCGUUAACACGAACCACAGGGAAUCAGAUGCAGUCUGUCGGCAGAGGCCCUGUCCAGGAUAACAGCCUCGCUGGGUUGCUGGGAGAGCCCAGAACGCUGUCCUCGGGCUGGAGGAGACAGUCUCCUGGCUCCAAACGAGGGCUCCAGCUUCUCUUCCAGGUCCCCCACACCCAAGGAGCACAGAGCAGCGAUCGCCUGGGGUCGGCUGCUUCCGGCGUGGAUGCCAGCCCAGCCCACCCCUCCACGCUGUGGUGCCACUGCCGCCAGGUGUACCUGCCGAUGAGCUACUGCUAUGCCACGCGCCUGACUGCCGAGGAGGAUGAGCUUGUCCAGAGCCUCAGACAGGAGCUGUACGUCCAGGACUACUCCAGCAUUGCCUGGCCGGCCCAGAGGAAUAACGUGGCUGCCUGCGAUCUCUACACCCCGCACAGCUGGCUGCUCACACUCGCCAAUGCCAUCCUGAACGUGUACGAAGCCCACCACAGCGCCCGGCUGAGGCAGCGAGCCAUCGCGGAGCUGUACGACCACAUCAAGGCUGACGACAGAUUCACCAAGGCCAUCAGCAGUGGCCUGGUAGGCUGCUCGUUACCGUUCCCAACGAAUCAACGGAGCUGGCUCCAUUUCCUGCCCAGGUGCGGGAGAGUCCGGCCUGGGACUCCCCAGCUCUGCACAGAUGCCCUGCUGCUGGCACGUAACCAUAGCAACCAGCAAUCCAGGCAGGCUCAGGGCCUGUUGUGCUGGGCGCUGCACACAGGAGAGUUCACGGUGGAUGACAAGGGCAUGAGCAGGCUGGUGGGAGAGGAGAGCGUGAGCAGCCGCUUGGACAUUGUACAGUGGCAAUGGAGGCUGGGCGUGCCAGAUGCCCCCCUCUGCAGAGUCUUUGCUGGGGACAGCUGGGGGGUGUGGAGUCAGCCGGGGGAAGGCCGUGGCUGGAGAGUGAUCUCCUGCCCUGUGAUGGGGAACGGACAUGGGGAUGCCAAGGGGUCCGUUCUGUGACCAGAGCCCCAUGUAGACGUGCUCGCUCGCCUGCAGACAGCCCCCAGCCUGGGGUUUGCUCUGGGGCUGGUCACGUGGUCAGGUCAUGCUGUGCAGGCCCAAGCUGAACACCACUGCGCUCUGCAGGGGAGUGACGCCUUCUCUCUCGGCAGAUUUCCAAGACCAUUAACAUGCUGGUUGGCUGGUACGUGGAUGGGGAUGUUGGGGUCCACUAGGCAUAGCUACCAGGUAACUCGGGAGAGUGGAAGGCCAAAAGUGCCGAUGAAGCUCUUUUGCUCUGGGCCUAUCUGAACCCCCAAACCCCAUCUUGUGAACUCUCACCUACUUCUAUGCUAACUGUUUACAUGCUCUGAAGUAGGCUGAAGCAGAAAUGUAAUAUCAGCUUUUUAGCAGAUGGCUGCAGUUUCACUCACACUAGCAGAAAUAAUAGAGAUAAGAAGCAGGGUAGUUAGUUUGCAGGCGUCUAAUCCAAGGUCGCAAAGACUGAGAAAGUUUUCUCACAAGCUUAUGUAGAGUUUAUUCUAACAGUUGUCUGGAAGGGAGGGGUAAGGAGGAACAGCCAGACAAAGAGAUGUAUGCAAACAGUUUGGAGUAUAAAAGGUAAAAUUUGUUUGUAUUUGUUGCACUGGAUUUGAGACAUGCCGGUCUCCUAGUGCCAUUUCAGAGCUCUGAAAUAAACUUGGCUUGCUUUCUC
Malaclemys terrapin pileata is the source of this 1775-nucleotide messenger RNA. RefSeq lists its product as uncharacterized. The record is from RefSeq and is a predicted model, not a curated record. Gene Ontology annotation, molecular function: lanosterol synthase activity. The transcript has 4 exons. Lineage: Eukaryota; Metazoa; Chordata; Testudines; Emydidae. Bases 113 to 1081 code for a protein of 322 amino acids. Gene Ontology annotation, biological process: triterpenoid biosynthetic process; cholesterol biosynthetic process. Gene Ontology annotation, cellular component: lipid droplet.